AUAAUUGAAUUUUCAGUUCAAUUAUUCUAAAAAGAAAAAGUAAGCUUGUAGAAACUACUCUUUUUCUAAAAAAGAAAAUUAUAAAAAAAAGAAUAGACAAAAGGAACACGAGGAAAUAAUUUAUGGACUGUAAUCAGUGCUUAUAAACUCAAUUUUAAAAUUAUAAAAUAAAAAACAAAAUAAAUUGUAAAAGGACUCUGAAACUAUUAACAUUUGUUCUUUUUACAAUAAUAUCAAAUUAUCACGUACAAAUGUGCAAUAGAGAUUUAAGUCAUUGUUUUUUUUUUAAUAAAAGUAAGUAAAAGUACUUAAAUCACUAACUUAUGCGAUUAAAAAUUAGCAUAAUGCACAUUGAUUAUCAAAUAAUAAAAGAGAGAAAAUUAUAUGAACUUGGGUUCCCCAAAAAAAGAAACAGAAAGGAAUUAUAUUAAAUCGACGCCAUGGAAAGGGCAUGGACAAAUUUUUCUAGUUCAAAGCAUGAAAGUCAAAGUUAUAAAUUAAACCAUCAACCUUUAAAAUAGUAUAACUCAUGCUUUAAUCAAUGAGCUAUGCUUUGGAUUCUCAAGAUAAAAUCGAAUACUUCAAUUACUUUAUAUAAGAAGAGCAAGGAAUAUACACAUGCAUGGAGCUGGUGGUCGUCGGCAGGAGAAGUACCGAACCCUAGAACGGGCAGCAGCACCCGUGGCGGAACCACCAUCCAGAGGCGGCGUUGACGACCAAAAGAACAUAUUUGGUGGAGUUGGGGCUUUUGCAGGAAUGGGUGGCUACAUUGGAGGGUUGUUUCCACAUCUUGGUGGGGUUGGGGUAAUCGGCAAGUACGGUGGAAUUGGUGGUGGCUUUGGAGUUGGUCACGGUGGCUUCGGAGGCGGAGUUGGAGGUGUUGGUGGCAUAGGAUGUCUUCAACAACCCUUAAUAAGGCGGGAUAAGGGGCGGCAAGGAAUUUGAGGUAAAGACACUUAUCUUCAGGAUCGAAGCUCAAGAUGCCUACCUCCCAGGAACAGAGAUUGAGGAUGCACAUCUCUUAAAUCUUGAGUGGGUAUUGAGUAACCUCUCUACCUUCUUCCAGACGUAGAUAUUUAAAAUUUGAGCAGAAAAAAUACGAAUAUAUAUAUUCGAGCUGUUUUAUUAAUGUUAUUGUUUCCUAAAUG
Molecule: messenger RNA, 1148 nt
Organism: Cucumis sativus (cucumber)
Lineage: Eukaryota; Viridiplantae; Streptophyta; Magnoliopsida; Cucurbitales; Cucurbitaceae
Product: glycine-rich protein 5-like
Exons: 3
Coding region: 619-945 (108 amino acids)
Source: RefSeq, a predicted model, not a curated record